UAGUUGUUGUGAGUCGCAUGGAGGCUGUGGCUGGUUUGACGUUUCUGUGCAAGUUGUGUUGAUUCAUCAGCGACAGUUAGACCAUCACAAUGGAAGUGCCAUGGCCCUGUAUCCGUGAAGUGUGGGUGUGAUCAGCACUAAGUCACUCGGUUUCCCUUACUGAGCUGCCCACAAAUCGCCCACAAUGUUGGUCAACAGAAAAACCAGCUUCAAGAAUGGUAUGUCCAUGGCUGACUAUGGCCCUGAUGAGAAUCUCAAUGACAACGCUGACAUUGAGUGGGUGAACAAGACUUGGACUCGAAGGCUUCUACGGGGAUGUGCUCUUCUCAGCAUGAUCUCAGUCAGCAUGAACACACCCAAGACGUUCGAGAAACUGCCGGCUCUCAUGUAUGUGACCUUCUCCAUCGACAUGGUCAUCACAUUCCUCUUCACUGCCGAGAUGAUCGCCAAGAUGCACAUCCGGGGUGCAUGGAAGGGCGAAGCACCGUACCUGAAGGAUCGAUGGUGUCAGUUUGAUGGGAUCAUGGUUUUGUUCCUCUGGACAUCAGUUGUGCUGCAGGUGUUUGAGAUGACUGGUUCAAUACCACCAGAGCAUCCAGGGUCAGUUCUUCGUAUUCUGCGCUCUCCGCGGCCACUAAUCCUCAUCAGGGUCUUCAGGGUGUUCCUCAAAUUCUCCCUUCCAAAGAACAGAAUCAACCAGAUUUUCAAGCGGUCCAGCCAGCAGAUCUACAAUGUCACCAUCUUCUUCCUCUUCUUCAUGUCCCUGUAUGGAAUUCUGGGGGUUCAGUUCUUCGGGGUGAUGAGGCACCAUUGUGUGAAGAACGAGACGGAUGUCAGCAACAUCACCAAGUAUGACCUGGCUGUGCCAGACACCCACUGCUCCCCUGAGCCUGGUCAGGGUUACCAGUGUCCCAGCAACAUGAAGUGUGUAGAGCUCACUCUGUCCAAGGAAAUCAUGGGCUUCAAUGGGUUUGAUAUGAUCGCUACAAGUGUGUUCACGGUGUACCAGGCUGCGUCCCAGGAGGGCUGGGCAUUCCUCAUGUAUCGCUGCAUAGACAGCCUCCCGUCAUGGAAGGCCUUCCUCUACUUCAUCUCUCUCAUCUUCUUCCUGGCAUGGCUGGUCAAGAACGUCUUCAUUGCUGUUAUCAUUGAGACAUUUGCUGAGAUUCGAGUGCAGUUCCAGCAGAUGUGGGGGCCAAGGGGCAGUGCAGCUGAGUCAGAUUCCUCCCAGGUUAUCACAACAGACGGCACAGUGUGGAAACUUGUCAUUCUGGACGAGAACAAGUCUCAGGGCCUUGCACCCCCCGUUUUCCAGCAAGUCAUCCGCUCCAAUCUGUUCCACACCUUCAUCCUACUGCUGGUACUAGCAUCUGCCAUCACAGAGGCCAGUCUGCACUUUGACCACAGGACCAAGAACCCAGAUGAUAAGCUGGAUGGGUUCUACUAUGCUGAGGUUGUGUUCACUCUGCUGUUUGACCUGGAAGCAUUGUUCAAGAUCUGGUGUCUCGGUUUCGUGGGCUACCUCAAGCGGUCGCUGCACAAGUUCGAGCUGCUACUAGCCAUCGGGACGACCAUCCACAUCAUCCCUGACUGCUACCGCUCACAGUUCACAUACUUCCAGGUUUUACGGGUUGUCCGACUUAUCAAGGCGUCUCCGAUGCUGGAAGACUUCUGCUUCAAGAUCUUUGGGCCAGGCCGGAAGCUGGGCAGCCUCAUCCUGUUCACCAUGUGUCUGCUGAUCAUUGCCUCCAGCAUCUCACUCCAGCUCUUCUGCUUCAUUGAGGACUUCACCAAGUUCGAGACCUUCCCACAGGCACUUAAGUCCAUGUUCCAAAUUCUCACACAAGAGGGUUGGAUUGAGAAUUUCGGCCGUAAUGACAAGAGUUUCACACCCCAUGGUGCAAGCUAUGUGUGCUACACGUAUUUCUUGCUAUUUCAUCUGUUUGUGACAGUGAUUGUCAUCAGCUUGUUUGUGGCUGUUAUCCUUGACAACUUGGAGUUGGAUGAAGAUAUCAAGAAGCUGAAACAGUUGAAGGCUAGGGAGAUGAGUGCUGAGACCCAGGAGUUCCUUCCUCUGAGAUUGCGCGUGUUUGCUAAAUUCCCAGACCAUCCGCAGAUGGUGAGAGUACACAAAAUGUCCAAUGACUUUGACAUCGCGGAUGUGCGUGAGAGCUUCAUGCGCCAGUUCCAGACAAAUCAGAACAGCUUGAACCUGGUGGUGGACACCCAGGACCACGACCACCAGGUGUCCUCAUGCCUCAAGGCAGCUCACCUCCACCUCAUCAAGUCUCCAACACACGAGACACGCAGUGGAGGGGUGGUCGAAAAGAAGAGUGGCAUCUUUACCAUUGUCAGGGAUUCCAGUCAGCACAAGGUGGAGAGCGGAGGGUCUGCUCAGCUGAUAGCAGCCGGAAGCAAGGCCCUGUCCUUACUGGGGCAACAGCAUCAGAUUCGCAUGGACCAGCGCAGGAGUAUGCGUGGAUCCCGCCCAAGUAGCAUGCGUAUUCGGCCGCACGGCACACUGCGGGAAAAUGGUGACAUAAACAUGAUGCAUGCUGGGAGUCUCGCUGGUCGCCGCACAGAUGACUUUGACAUAAAGGUGUGGCAGCAGAAGAAACAACAGGCAGAGAUCAAGAGGAACCAGCAGGAGGAGGAGCUGCGUGAGAACCACCCUUACUUCGACACACCACUGUUCUUUGUGGGCCGGGAGAGCAAGUUGAGGAAAAUCUGUCAACUGAUCGUCAAUGCCAAGUACAAAUACAUGUCAAGUGACCCCAUCACUGGCAAAGAAAUCAAGAGCAAGUACAAGCGCUUCCACAAGCUGCUGGGUCUAGUCACCUACUUGGACUGGAUAAUGAUCAUCGUCACCAUCCUCUCCUGCACCUCCAUGAUGCUGGAGACUCCACACAGGCGCAUCAUGAAUGAUGACAAACUCAAGAUUGCGGAGUAUGCCUUUGUUGUGUGCAUGAGUCUGGAGAUGAGCCUCAAGCUGAUGGCCAAUGGCCUGCUGUUUACACCCAAGGCUGUCGUGAGGGAUUUCAGUGGCAUCCUGGAUCUCUUUGUGUACGGGAUCAGUGUUGUGUUCCUGUGCUGGAUGCCCAAUGAAGUGCCGCCAAUGUCGGGUGCCCAGGUGUUCAUGAUCCUGAGAUGUCUGCGGCCUUUACGUAUCUACAGCUUGGUGCCUCACAUGCGGAAGGUUGUCUUUGAGCUGGUGCGAGGAUUCAGGGAAAUAUUGUUGGUAUCCGUGCUGCUCAUCGUCCUCAUGUUUGUGUUUGCCACAUAUGGCGUUCAUCUACUUGGAGGCCGACUGGCUCGCUGUAAUGACCCAAAUAUCGGAUCCAGGGAAAACUGCACUGGGCUGUUCUUCAGCAAGGUGUACAUCACGAAAAUGAAGAUUGAUCGCAAGGACAAUGAGGGUCCUGGAUUUCUGGUACCCAGAGUCUGGGCCAACCCACGCAACUUCAACUUUGAUAACAUCGGCAAUGCUAUGCUGGCUCUAUUCGAAGUGCUAUCUCUGGAGGGCUGGCUGGAGAUUAGAGACGUCAUCAUCAGCAGGGUCGGGCCGAUGGAGGCCAUCUACAUCCACUUCUUCGUGUUCCUUGGCUACAUGAUUGGACUGACGCUGUUUGUUGGUGUUGUCAUAGCCAACUACAGUGAAAACAAGGGCACCGCACUGCUGACAGUUGACCAGAGGAGAUGGAUGGACCUGAAGGGCAGGAUCAAGCUGGCCCAGCCGCUGCACAUACCCCCCAGACCAGAUCGCAAUGAGUUCCGGUCCUGGAUGUAUGACAUCACCCAGCACAUUAUCUUCAAGAGGGUCGUGGUGCUCCUGGUGCUCUCCAACUGCUGUAUGCUCUUUGAACCUUGGAAGGACAGCCAGAAAACAGUCAUUCUUGCGGGCUUCUCAACAGCCUUCACCAUUCUCUUUGUCUUUGAGGUUAUAAUGAAGAUGAUAGCAUUGACACCUGGUGGGUACUGGACAAGUCGGCGCAACCGCUACGACAUGUUUGUCACUCUGUUGGGGGUCAUCUGGAUUGUCAUGCACUUCAUACCUCAAGCCAAUGACUACAGCAACACAGUUGGGUAUGUGGUGAUUGUGCUACGAUUCUUCACCAUCACUGGAAAACAUGCCACACUGAAGAUGCUGAUGCAGACUGUGGUGAUGUCAGUGUUCAAGAGCUUCUUCAUCAUAAUGGGCAUGUUCCUGCUCAUGCUGUUCUAUGCCUAUGCGGGUGUUCUUCUCUUCGGGGCAGUCAAGUACGGCUACAACCUUGGCAGACAUGCCAACUUUGAGACAGCAUCAAGUGCUGUUAUCCUCCUGUUCCGUAUCGUGACCGGGGAGGACUGGAACAAGAUCAUGCACGACUGCAUGAUCAGUCCCCCAUUCUGCAGCAGGGGCCCCAACUACUGGGACACAGACUGUGGCAACUUCACAGCGUCACUCAUCUACUUCUGCACCUUCUACGUCAUCAUCACCUACAUUGUGCUCAACUUGCUUGUCGCUAUCAUCAUGGAGAACUUCUCCCUGUUCUACUCCAAUGAGGAGGAUGCUCUGCUCAGCUACAAUGACAUUCGGCAGUUCCAGAACACAUGGAACUAUGUAGACAUCAAUAGGAAGGGCGUGAUCCCAGCUCGGCGGGUAAAGUACUUGCUCCGCCUGCUGCGAGGUCGCCUGGAAGUGGAUCUGGAGAAGGACCGCUUGUUGUUUAAACACAUGUGCUAUGAGAUUGAGAAGCUGCACCAGGGUGGCGAUGUUACAUUCCAUGAUGUCCUCAGCAUGCUGUCGUACCGGUCCGUGGACAUCCGCAAGUCCCUGCAGCUGGAGGAACUUCUAGCACGAGAGGAACUGGAAUACACCAUCGAGGAGGAGGUGGCCAAACAGACCAUCCGCAACUGGCUUGACAAGUGCCUCAAGCGAAUCAGAGCUAAGGAGCAUUCCAACAUCAUCUCCAAUCUACGAGCCACCAAUGAGCCACUGUUUACUGUGACUGAACUCACAUCAGGAGGAGCCGACAUCAAGGAGGAGAAAGAGGAAGGACCUGUGCCUCCCCGCACUAGGAAGAAGGGGCAUGUUGAGCUCCGCAACCCGGUCAUUCAGCCGCCCAGUGUCCUACAGGGACAGUCCAUGAGGAAGUUCCUGACCCCGACACUGAGUGACGGAGCAUCACGCCUGGCAGAGAAAGAAAGACCAAAUCUUCGCAAGAGAAGCUGCAAGAUCAACACAGGUGGCAAGCCCCUCCCAUUGGUAUCAGAGGGCAGAACAGAGGAUGACCUGCCCACACCCACCAUGGAACACCCCAUUGACUCUGCACUGGUUGGGAAGUAUGUGUCAUUAGACAUCAACUCUUGGUGGAAAGAGCUAAACUGUCUGGAUAUAUCAGAAGAUGGCAACAGGACCAUACUGUACUAGUCACCAAUACAUCACUGCAGAAAUGUUGCAGUGUUGUAUGGCAAUACUGAAUGAUCAGCCAGGCGUUCCCUGCAGUCUUGCACUGGACAUGGCCUGGUGUGCCUACUGCCAUGAGAGGGAACAGAUCAUAUUGUGACUUCCACUGGGAACAGGAUCAUAGUAAAACCAGUGUACCAGAUAUCUAUUUGCCAAAGCGUGUAGGAUCAUGCGGGUUGAUAGUUGUCACUAUUCAAAUGACCCUUAAGAGAAACAGUUGACAGAUGGAGUGUUAGCCUCAAGCCACUGUGGUACUGAUACAGAAAUGGACCAAAAUAGGAGUAUGUCAGAAGACCUGGGUCUGUGAAGUUUCUUCUGAAUUGCCAGCAAGAUGGGCUUGGUUACUGAUAUACCUGAGGCCUAAUCACUCACAGGUGAUGGGGGCUUGUUCACCAAUAUAUCUGUGCUAAGCACCUUCAGGAGAGCUGGUCUUCUUCACAUGCAGAUAGGUCUGUGUUGUGAUAACUUACAAGCAAGAUGAUGUUCUUCACUGAUAUAUCUGUGUGAUGAUAACUUACAGGUGGCGACAUGGGCUUGUCAACAGAUAUAUCUGUGUGUUGAGUUGGUGAGUUGUCUGUACAAUGAUACUGAUGAUAUUUAUGAAAGCUGAGGGUACAUUAUGCAUUGUUACGUUAUGUUGGCAUGAAACCAUUGGUAGUUAAUAACAGUAAUUUAUUGAUAUUGCAUUCAUAAGUAAUAGUUUGUUGUAAUUUGCUCAUUGAACGUUUGUUUUCAUUUGCUAUAUAAAUAUGCUCAUUUUGCCAAAAGUAUACACUUUAGUGUGAACCAAGGUGCAAUGUUUUAGUUCUUUAAUCGAGACUACCAGUUUUGGUGGAAUUCUGUUGGUAUAUGAGAACAUAUAGUUCUGUGGAAUAGUAAGCAACUCACGGUGUCAGUUGCUUGAUGUUUAUAUCUGUAUAUAGAGCUAAGAGAGAGAAUGAACCAGUAUGUCAGUUGUUAUUCAUACAUGAGGUUAUAUAUAUUUAUAUCUAGACCAGCAAAUAUCUACUUUGUAUGGAGAAGGAAAAUUUUAUUUUCAUUUGUCCCAAAGCCAAACUUUAAGAUGGCAUGGUUUUUUCACACACAACAGCUGCACUUGUGGCUCAGUUUUAUGAUGUCAUCACACACAACAGCUGCACUUGUGGCUCAGUUUUAUGAUGUCAUCACACACAACAGCUGCACUUGUGGCUCAGUUUCAUGAUGUCAUCACACACAACAGCUGCACUUGUAGCUCAGUUUUAUGAUAUCAUCACACACAACAGCUGCACUUGUAGCUCAGUUUUAUGAUGUCAUCACACACAACAGCUGCACUUGUAGCUCAGUUUUAUGAUGUCAGCAAAAUUUCAAAUCAACUUUUUUGACGCUACAUUUUCAAAGUAUAAUUAUAUCUAAGAUGUGUGCAGUAAAGUAGCUUGUUAUUGUUGAUCUUGAGAGUUGUCUUGACAUGAUGUCAAAAACACGAUAUAUACAGCACACAACCAUGGAAACAGACCAAUCAUGUGUGAGGGUGAACAUUGUAGGAUAAUGGUUAAUACUGGUGUGAACAGAAUGUAGUGUAUAUUACUGAAUAUUGAGUGAGUUGUGAUAGAUAAAUGAACAUGUUUAUACUGUAAUGAAUUUGUUGUGUUUGAAUAAAACAAUGAAAACUAUAGUUAAUGUUUCA
Molecule: messenger RNA, 7109 nt
Organism: Haliotis rubra (blacklip abalone)
Lineage: Eukaryota; Metazoa; Mollusca; Gastropoda; Lepetellida; Haliotidae
Product: sodium leak channel non-selective protein-like
Biological process (GO): transmembrane transport; monoatomic ion transport
Cellular component (GO): membrane
Molecular function (GO): monoatomic cation channel activity
Source: RefSeq, a predicted model, not a curated record